Molecule: messenger RNA, 473 nt
Organism: Struthio camelus australis
Lineage: Eukaryota; Metazoa; Chordata; Aves; Struthioniformes; Struthionidae
Source: RefSeq, a predicted model, not a curated record
AUGCCGGGCCUGGUCGCCCCACGGCAGCACAGCCUCAAGCUGGGGCUCCCGCCCCACAGGGUGCACCUUACCGUGGUGCACGGCUUCAGGGGGCCCACAGGGCUGCCCAGCACCGGGUCCUGCAGCCAGGACCCCAUAGCUAGGAAGCGGGGAGAGCUGCCCUCGUUGCAGGAGGUGAGCGCCUUCGGGGAGGACGGCGAGGGCGACUACCUGGACGACUGGACCGUGGUGUGCAGCGGGACCUACUGGGCGCGGGACAGCGAGGUGCGCUUCAAGCACACCUCCACCGACGUCUUCCUCUCCGUGACAGGGGAGCAGCAGGGGCGGCCCAUCCACGGCCAGAAGGAGGUGCACGGCAUGGCCUCCCCCAGCCAGAAUAACUACUGGAAGGUCAUGGAGGGCAUCUUCAUGCAACCCAGCGAGCUGCUGAAGGCACAGCAGUAUCACGCCGAGCUGUGACAGACUGGGGGGGG